Messenger RNA from Mya arenaria, 2829 nucleotides. RefSeq lists its product as uncharacterized. The transcript has 8 exons. The record is from RefSeq and is a predicted model, not a curated record. Bases 124 to 1086 code for a protein of 320 amino acids. Lineage: Eukaryota; Metazoa; Mollusca; Bivalvia; Myida; Myidae.
UCUCUGUACUGUUUGAACAUUUGGACCCUUUUGCAUACUAUUGGUCGCAUACAGAGAAUAUAUUUACCAAGCGUUCAUUUCAAGCAUUCAUUUCUAGUUCAGUGCUGUCGUGGUUUGUUCACUAUGGUGUUAACCUGGAUUUAUACUUCACUGCUGUGCGUUCUGACGGUUGACUGGUCACAGGCUGCAUGUGACCAGAGCACGUUGACGAGUGAAGCGACGCAGAACUGUGUCAUGGGUUUCACCACCUAUAUCAGCAAGGCAAUGAGUUCCAUGUCGGAUCCCAGUCAGAUGGCCACCGUGUUAUGUUCGGCGGAGGGACAAAGCGCCAUUGCAUGCAUGUAUCCCCUGAUGGAGCAAUGUCCGGAGCUCAUGGCGAACAUGGGAGCUGGAGAGAUGGCGAUGCUCUCUCAGGCGGAUCUGAAGAGGGCCUGCACUCAGAUUCCAUCCGGCCCUUGCAUAAAAGCGAUGACGUGCGUAGCCAGCACUUCUCAGGGGUCCAGCAUGGGUAUGGACGAAAACUUCAUGGCCACAAACAAACUGACCUACCUCCUUCCGGUUAUUGGAAUGACCUGCGGUCCAAUGAAGGAGCAGUUCGACUGUGUAACACCGGAAGUGGAGGAACAGUGUACAGAAAUCACUGACCAGAUCAAGAAAAUUAUCCCCUUGAUGAACACUGGCAUGCCGGAUGGUAUCGGCUUCCCCGAGUACGACAUCCUCAAAACGUUUAUCAGAACCGGAUGCACGAACGUCCCAGAAGACAUUGCUACCAACAAAUGCGCACGAGACAGAUUGGAGUCUGCGCCAUUUAAGGAGUGUAUGACGAAAGCGAAUGCCGACUUCAAAACUCCAAUGGAGAUAAAGAGCUGCGGAGCCACGGAUGCCCGGCUAAUGUGCCUCAAAGAAUCCGUCGAGAAGCCAUGUGGCAAGAACUAUUACACCGUCCUGGCCACCAACGGAGACCACUUUCUCACGACGGACCUCUUCACGUGUGACCGUUCCAAGGGCGCCGCCCCGGUCAUCCGUCUGUCCGCCGCUGCUUCGCUAGUAGCUUUAGCUGCUGUCCUUCUUUUAAUAAAAGCAUAACAGAUUGAAGUGCAGUUCCCACUAGGAAUACAGAACAUGUACAGGCGCUCACCAAUCGUUUAGAAGAGCUAACAUCACUGAGCGAACUUCCGUCACAGCUUCAAAUUAUUCUUUUUAGCAAUAUCUUCUUGACUUCAAUUCGCAUUAAGUGGUUAUUUGUUUUCCGCGUUGACAAGAAAAUGUAAGGAUGUAUCUUGUUGUUAAAGUUAUGUCAUUCACGUUUCUUGAAGUGUUUGUCAAUAUCUAGUAUUAUAUUGAAGUACAUGUACCUUGUUUUAUAUGCAACCUUAGAGAAGUAGAUUGCUUAAGAUAUGAAUAUAGCGAAAAUUUAUGUUAGAAAUACAUGGAACAGAAAAAAAUGUUUAGAUUGGUUUUAUGGAAUACUUGAAAAAUACGUCGAAGAGCAAAAUCUUGAAAUGUAAAGUCUCGUCUCAAGACAAAAAUGUCUAGUAUUCAGUUGGGCUUAGAAAGUUUUGUAGACUAUUAUUCACUGAAAUGUCAUAUUGAGGAAAUAUGAACAGGGCAAUAUUUCAGAUCAAUGGUGAAUUUGGGAUGAGAGUCCCAGUGGGGACAUUGAUUGAGAGCGGGGAACAAGUGCUUGUAUUUGUAAAGAUGCCUGGAGAACUGUCGUCCAGACAAGCUGCAAUCAAUAUCAGCUAAUAGUUCUGCAAAAUUUACUGAUUAAACAGGGUUAAAGAUCUAGGCUCGAUAUAGUAUUGCAGCUUGACUCAAUCUUAUUAUGGACGGGGGGCUAAAUCAGGAUUAACGUUUUUGGAAAUAUUGAUAUUGACUUAUAUUAUGGACCUUUGUGUUUGCGUGAUUAAUUAUUUUUGCUUGUAAAGCGUACGCUGUUUUUUAAACUUGUUUUGAGCCUUUAGAUCCGUAAGCCUAGAUAUAUUCAAGAAAGACGAAAAGGCAGAAAAUCUAGGUGGCAAACAGUCCAUACAUACAAACUAAACGCACGUAACAUUGUUAUGUACGUUCUAGUCUAGUCAAUAAAUCAAGACACAUCAACACUCUUGUUAUCUCAGAUCAAUCUACAACAGCAAACUUUUGAGGUAAAUAAUAAAAUCAUGCAAAGUAGAAGCCUACAUUAAUAAGAUAUGUAUACGAACGUGAUAUAUUAUCAUUGUUACAUUCACGUAUAUUGCUGCAUUUUAGCUACAGUAGUUACUUAUUACCUUCCAAGGUGUGAGCGUGUCGCAUUUCAUAACUGUUGCUUUAAGGACACUUUUACAUAUGUGUAGUUUAUACAUUGUAUUUUUGAAUGAGCGUAUUUUAGAUGAGAUUAAUUUUGUUUAUGAUCGUAGGCAUUGGUUAUAAGAAUAGCUUUUUAGUAUUAGUUUCGUAUAAUUGCAUGACAUAUGCUUUUAAUUAAUAUGUGGUGUAUACGUGUUUACAACAAUGAGCCUUGAUUAUAAUAGUUCAAUGGAAACAAAACCUACUUCGACAUUCUAAUAUAAUUUGUUUAUUGCCUUUAGUGCAAUUCGACGUGCAUUUUAUGUGUAAUUUCGGAUGAUUCACAUGUAGUUACUUAAAAGUUACCAGGUAGAAUGUGCCUUCAACCAUCCGUUGAAUUUAGUUGUUUCAAAGUUUUCAUGGUCAGGGUACUUUUUUAGAUCCCUGUCGAUGCAAUGCUGUUUCUUUUUCACCGGUAUUCCUUCCAAUUGCCAGGCUACCUGUUUUAAGUGUUCAUAUAUGUCACAUACUUAUUUUUGUUGUCGUAAUAAAUAAUAAACCAUA